CCGAGUUGAUUAUUGUUAACAUUUUAAUGAUUUUUGUCCGCUAGGUCUCCUUGAUGAGUUUCACCUGAGGAAAAGGACUCCUUCAGGUGUGUGAACUUGAGCCAUUAGGUCCAACCCAUUUGGCAGUUGCUGGUACAGACGACUGAAAUUAGAGGAAGAUCAGAAAUCUUCAAAACCCAGAGCAGCAGUUGUCUUAACGGUCCCGAAACGUUCUUAGGUUCUUUGCAGUCAACAUUCACGGGUUAAGAAGCUUGCAAUGCCAUGACGGGCUGAGGGUGCAUUUCUGGACGCUGCUUAUUCCCGCUUCCUUCCAUCUGUUUCAGGCAAAUCAUUAUGCAGUUCUAAUUAGAACAAUCUUCUAAACACUCUCUCCAGAGCGACAUUCUUCCAAACACGGUUUAAGCAGGCCAGAGACACCUGCCUAGGACCCUAAGCGUCUGGAAGUCUCUCCCAGUGAAUUGGGUCUCAUCUCCUGCCGAGUAGGCAAGUUCAAUUAUUGGCAGAUUUGGUUUCUACUCUCCGCGCCCCGCCCCGCGCCAUCCUGGGGAGCAGCGGGAAUAAAUGAUCCGCCCCUGGCCGGUGCUCACCCGACUGGCCAGAGCGCAGCGCUGUGACCGAAGCGCGCGGGGCGAUCGCGAGGCGCCCCCUCCCUCUCCCCGCGCCGCCUCCAGCGCGAGUGACAGCGCGCCCUCCGGGCUCCGGAGCGGCGACGCCGAACAAUCCCGGGCAGGGCUCGCCUUGCCGGUGACAUCACUCCUGAAGAUACUCCUCGCUCCCAGCGCCUGCCUUCCCCAGGCGUCGUCCGUGUGUCCGUCUCCGCCUUUUCGCUGCCGAAGAGCGCUCAUCACUGGCUGGGGACAGAGCCGGGCACCGAGGAGCGACAGGAUCCCGAGGAGGAGAGAGAGCGAAGGCAGCGAGGGAAGGAGGACCCCGGCAGGCAGCAGCAUGAAAUUCAGCCCAGCGCACUACCUGCUGCCUCUCCUGCCCGCGCUGGUCCUCAGCACCAGACAGGACUAUGAAGAGCUAGAAAAGCAGCUGAAAGAAGUCUUUAAGGAGCGGAGCACCAUUCUUCGUCAGCUGACAAAGACAUCAAGAGAACUUGAUGGAAUUAAAGUCAACCUUCAGUCUUUAAAAAACGAUGAGCAAUCUGCCAAAACUGAUGUUAAGAAACUUCUGGAAUUAGGACAGCAACAAAGAGAAGAAAUGAAAUCUCUUCAGGAGGCCCUGCAAAAUCAACUUAAAGAGACAUCGGAGAAAGCAGAAAAACACCAGGCUACUAUUAAUUUUUUAAAGACUGAAGUUGAAAGAAAGAGCAAAAUGAUCCGAGACCUCCAGAAUGAGAAUAAAAGCUUGAAAAACAAACUCUUGUCAGGAAACAAGCUCUGUGGCAUUCAUGCAGAAGAGUCCAAAAAAAUCCAAGCCCAGCUGAAGGAGCUUCGUUAUGGGAAGAAGGAUUUAUUAUUUAAGGCGCAACAGCUUACUGAUCUGGAACAAAAAUUAGCUGUAGCCAAAAAUGAACUGGAGAAAGCAGCUCUUGACAGGGAGUCACAGAUGAAAGCAAUGAAAGAGACUGUGCAGCUCUGCUUGACAUCCGUUUUCCGUGAUCAGCCUCCUCCCCCUUUAAGUUUAAUCACGUCAAAUCCCACUCAGAUGUUACUCCCACCCAGGAAUAUUGCCUCUAAGCUUCCAGAUGCAGGGGGCAAAAGCAAGCCUCAACAAAAUGCUUCUGGAAACAAUGAGAGCUCUCAAGUUGAGUCAACAAAGGAAGGAAAUCCACGUACCACUGCCUGUGACUCUCAAGACGAAGGCAGAACCUGUUCAAUGACGCACAAAGAAAGUCCUCCAAGUAAUGCCGCUGCAGAAACUGAGCCUAUCCCACAGAAAUUGCAAAUGCCUCCUUGUUCUGAAUGUGAGGUGAAAAAAGCCCCAGAAAAACCAUUGACCAGCUUUGAAGGGAUGGCAGCUAGAGAAGAAAAAAUACUGUAAAUACUAAGAAACUGUGUUAAAAACGUCCAUUUGCUAUUGUCUUCAUACUCUUUUUAGACCACAAGCUUGAUGGAAAUACUAAGUUUCUAAAGCAUGCAACUUUUUCACAAUUUUAUGUAACUUUAUAAAGUAGUCUACAAAUUUUCAAAGAUUCCAGACCAAUUAUGAUCCUUAAGCAAUAACCUAAUUGAAAUGAAUAUCCACAGUCAUAAAAAUUUUUUUGUCAUCGGUAAAUUGCCCCAUAUAAAUUGGUCUGGUUUAACUCAAAUGCUAUCUAACAUGUAAUUCUCCUGGUUCGUUUGGAUAUCUAGUACUUCUAUGAUGUAGUUGUCAAAAUCAACUAGAGGAUAAUAAAAUAUUGUGGGUUCUCAGCAUUCUUAGAAUCCAAAUUACAAUCAUAUCUAUAAGGGUUUAGUCCACAUGAGCCAACUGAAGUCACUUUCCUCAAGGUUGGAAUUUGUGCCAACCUAAAUACGUUGUUUCUUUGAUGGUGUUUAUUGCUAUUGGUAUUAUUUUGAACUACUAACAAUCAUUUUGUCUAAACAAUGCUAAGACAAUUCUGGGUCAAGAAUUUUGUCAGCUAACAUAAUUCAUUAAGUAUUUUUGGCAUCAUAUAGACAAAAUAUUUGGAUGAAUGACUAAAUUUCUGACAAGAUUAAAUAUUUUGGCAUUCUAUAGACACAUCUCUUAUGUAUGUCUACUGCAAUUACUCCAAGUUAAUAACCGAGUUGUCUGAAAUACUUGGCAGGAUUUUUGGUAUGAAGUUGGGUAGCGGAGUAGGGAAUGAAGAGUGAGUUCUAAAAUACAAAUAUGAAAGCAGGUAAUACCUAUUACAAAGCAGGGGUUUGAUGAAAGUACAAUAGCCAUGUUGAUUCAAUAAACCCAGUUGCAUAUUUUUUGAAAACAAAUGUGUUAUUGAAAUAAAUCAAUGGCAGUGUUAAUCCUUAAGAGUUCUGAUUUUCUAUAGGAAUAUCACUAAUCAAAUAAAUGCACUCAUGAAUAAUUGGAAAGUAGCUCACAAGCAAGUGGAAUUGACCCUUGAAUAAUUAUCUGGUUAAUAGGUUUCAUAGGACAUUCAAAGUUGCAGACUCAGUUAAUGACUACAGUUAAGUUGUCUGAACUGAAAAAUCAUUUCUUUUGUUUAGAACCUUUUUGCAACUGUAGAAUGCAUAUUAAACCAUUGGUUUUACAGGAUGGAUCUGUCAAACCACAAUAUAUACAUUUGGAUCAGUGUAUCCUAGAAGAUAAUUAAUAAAAAUAUAUUAAAGGAAGUGUGUAAUCAAUAGAUGAACUUAGAUUCUGAGAUUUAAUGGCAUACCUCUGAUCAAAAUGGCAUAUUGAAAUAAAUUUAAAGUUUUGGAGAAUUGGAAAAUAUCAUUAGCUGUAAAAGUAACAUUAUCAUGUAUUUAUGUAGCAAUUCUAUUUUCAGAAUGGUUCAGUGUCACUUAUUGGCACAGACAGGUGCCAACCACAGUGGUUCAACUUAAUGAUUUUUUGAUGAUUCCGUGAAAACUUCAUAAUUUCUAUAUACUUUGAAUUUUGAAUUUUUGUUUUUUGUUUUUUUGGAGGGCUAGUGAUACAUGGUCCAUGAGAUAUUCAACAUUUUAUUAUAAAAUAGGGUUUGUGUUAGACAAUUUGCCCAACUGUAGGAUGAGGUAUAUGUUCUGAGCACAUUUAAGCAGGUUUAAGUUAGGGUGGGCUAUGAUUUUCCAUAGGUUAGGUAUCUUAAAUGCAUUUUAGACUUACAAUGUUUUCAACUUUGGAUUUGUUUAUCUGUAUGUAACCCUAUUGUAAAUCAAGGGGCAUUUACAUUUUUCAUAAAACCAGCUACCCAAGAAAAAAAGAUAAUUAGCUUUAUGGAUGAUCUAUAGAGCUUUCAGAUGAAGUCACCAGGAUAAAAUAAAAGAUCAAGGUCUGAAGUUUCUGCUGACUCCUUCAUAUUUCUAAAAAUAAUUUAAUUAUAGAAACUAGAAUACUGCUAGUCUCGCAAGUCCUGUUCCUUGUAAUUUUCCCACUGUGCUCAGUGGCCCUAACCAUCUCCAUAGUUUCAUGACAGGGAAGCAGAUCAUUUAUUUUUAAUUUAUAUUCAGUCUCCCACCUCCACCCUGGGGCCCAACUUCCCUUGUAGGCCCUGUGGGUCCUAUGGAAAGUUAUUCACCAUGUCAUCUAGCACAGCAUGUUUUGAAGCAUCUUUGGAAUGAAAAAAAAGGAGAAUCAGGCUGUUAUUUUCUGAAAUUGUCAUGAGAGAUAACAUGUUGAACGGUAAGAACUCAGGUUGAUAUUAAUCACGUUUUCAUCAAGCUUCAUUUUAAAGUUGUUUAUUUUCUCUAUGUUCUAAAUUUCUUUUAUUAAUUCCUGGCUUGAUCAAGUGGGCUUUGGAUCCAUAUGAUUUUUUUUUUUUUUUGAAAUGAAGUCUCGCUCUUGUUACCCAGGCUGGACCGCAAUGGUGCGAUCUCGGCUCACUGCAACCUCUGCCUCCCGGGUUCAAGUGAUUCUCCUGCCUCAGCCUCCCGAGUAGCUGGGAUUACAGGUACCUGCCACCAUGCCCGGCUAAUUUUUAUGUUUUUAGUAGAGACGGGGUUUCACCACGUUGGCCAGGCUGGUCUUGAACACCUGACCUCAGGCGAUCCACCUGCCUCAACCUCCUUCCAAAGUACUGGGAUUAUAGGUGUGAGCCACCGCACCCGGCCAAUGUAUUUUUUCCUUUAAAUAUAUAUGGCAUUAUACAUCCAGCAAAGUUUACUAUGUUAUAUUCAUUGCAUCAUUUGUUUUAAAAAACAAAAAGAAACUUGUAGCAGGAGACCUUUAAAAAUAUUUUUAGGAGUUCCUUUUAAUAGCUAAGUUUGAGAUUCUUUUUUUGUAUAUUCUAUGACUGUACCUUAAUGAAUACAUUUUAUUUAUCUCAGUUUCUAAUUGCUUUAAAAUAUAAUCAGAUAAGUUAAAAAUGUUUCUCUUACAUUUGUGAAUUUGUGUAUGAGAAAGGAGCCAUUUCUUACAUCUUUUAAUUAACAACUAAAUAAACAGAUAUUGUUUUAAAGGAAUUAACACUUAAAUCCCAACCGUCCUUAUAUGGAAUAAAAUAUCAACCUAAAUGUUGAUUAUAGAGAGUAUAAUUCUAUUAUGUACCUGUAAUGAUAAGCAGUGAAAGAUUACUUACAUUUUGAAAAAUAUGUAAUUGAUUCUUAUUAAGAAAAAAGAUAUUUUCCAAUGGAAUAACUUGUUUUAAUAGAGAUACAACCAGAACCAACAAUUGUAUUUCUCUAUAGUUAUUUUAAAAUAGUAAUCAAUGCUAUGUAUUUGAUGUAUUUGUUUCCAAAUUAGAAAUUUCUUUUGGCUUUGUGUUUUCUUUUAUGUGCAUUAAAUAUGUAAACUGAACCUGUUCCUAAAAUGCAUUAAACUUAAAUGAGUGCUGUGUCUAUCCAAUGCCAAAAUUCUCAGAAGAAAAGUGAAUAAUUCAGUCAUUCAUCUGGAUGUGGUUUUCUGUGUAAUCUCAAGUAUCUGAAUAUUGAAAAAACUAGGUUGCUAACUUUUUUCAUUCCUUAUGCAGAUGUUUAGCAUCAUAGUGCUGUUUCAGAUACAGAUCUGUUUCAUAAAAUAUCCUCAAUUACAAGUCUAAGACAGUUAUAUGUAAAGAAAAUGUACUAUUUUAGAUGAGCAAUGUGGAUAACCGAACUAAAACAAUAUUUGUGAACUUUGCUAUAAUGAAAUCUUUUAUUUUUAUAGCUCAGGUAUUGUAAUUAGCACUAAUUGCAGCAGAGGCUGAAAUAAUUAUUGACACCAUAGCGUACCAUAGAAUAGGUUGAACUGGCCAGACCUAGAGAGUGAAGAAAACAUAUACUGUUUACUUAGGAGACAUUUUCUUAGUCGUGUGUAUAGUCCUAAACUUCCCCAAACUAUGUGUUCAUUUGGAUUGUGUUAUAUAAUAUUAACAGUCGAAUGAUGAAGAAUAAAAGAUGCUGAAAGAUGGCCUAUUUUUGUUCAAUAAAGAUUGUUACAAGAAUA
Molecule: messenger RNA, 5988 nt
Organism: Cercocebus atys (sooty mangabey)
Lineage: Eukaryota; Metazoa; Chordata; Mammalia; Primates; Cercopithecidae
Gene: LUZP2
Product: leucine zipper protein 2
Exons: 12
Coding region: 562-1986 (474 amino acids)
Source: RefSeq, a predicted model, not a curated record